Molecule: messenger RNA, 987 nt
Organism: Aspergillus fumigatus Af293
Lineage: Eukaryota; Fungi; Ascomycota; Eurotiomycetes; Eurotiales; Aspergillaceae
Exons: 1
Coding region: 1-987 (328 amino acids)
Source: RefSeq, a predicted model, not a curated record
AUGUCGGCAACCAACAAAAUCAUCGUCGUAACCGGCGCAACAGGGAUCCAAGGCUCCGCCGUCGCACACACCUUCCUCCGCCUCCCAGCCUGGCACGUCCGCAUCAUAACCCGCACGCCUUCUUCCGCUGCCGCGCAAGCCCUCGCCGCCGCCGGCGCAGAAGUCGUCCGGGCUGACCUCUCCGACCUCGAUUCCCUCCGGGCCGCAUUCAAAGACGCAACCGCCCUCUUCCUCAACACCGACUUCUGGGGUCCGUACCGCGCCACCCGGGACAGCACGGCCGCAUACGACACCGAGAUUCUGCACGGGCGCAACGCGGCGAUCGCGGCGGGCGAGGUGGCGUCUCUCCACCGCGUGGUGUAUUCCACGCUCCCCGGGAUGAGGGAGUUGUCUGCGGGGAAGUAUACAACAAGCUAUCACUGGGAUGCCAAGGCGGAGGUAGUCAAGAUUUUGGAAAGGGAGGAAGGGCUGCGAGGGAAGGUGUCGUUUUUGGUGAUGGGGGCGUAUGCAACCAAUCCGCUGAUUUUGCCGACGGUUCAGCCUGGCGCGGCUGGGGAGGGAAGAGUGUUACGGUUCACGAUUCCCGGGACGAAGACGAUGCGGCUGCCGAUUAUUGCGGCGGACAGUUCGACGGGGGAGUUUGUUCGGGCGAUGGUUGAAGGGCCGCCUGGGACGUGGGUGCUGGGGUAUGAUAGCUACCUGUCCAUGGAGGAGGUGGUCGAGGUGUGGAAGAGGGUGACGGGGUGGGAGGUUGAGGCCGAGGAGGUGGAUUUGCAGGAGAUGCAUGAGCGGUUCCAGAUCCCCUGGGAGGUGCUGGAUGCGCCGCGGUUUAUUGCCGAGUUUGGAUAUACGGGCUCGCUCGAGGUGAUGAUGCCCGAGCAGCUGGAGAUACGGACCAAGUCGUAUGAGGAGUGGCUGGCGGGUACGAACUGGGAAGAGACGUUGAUCAAAGCGCAGGAGGAGCUAGCUGGCUAUAGAGAGAAGUAG